Messenger RNA from Aspergillus ochraceoroseus IBT 24754, 813 nucleotides. It is a transcript of the gene gliK, whose product is annotated as gamma-glutamyl cyclotransferase gliK. Gene Ontology annotation, molecular function: gamma-glutamylcyclotransferase activity. The coding region runs from base 1 to 708 and encodes 235 amino acids. NCBI's taxonomy places the organism in Eukaryota, Fungi, Ascomycota, Eurotiomycetes, Eurotiales, Aspergillaceae. The record is from RefSeq and is a predicted model, not a curated record. The transcript is spliced from 3 exons.
AUGGCCGAGGAUAACCAAUGGUAUUUUGCUUAUGGGUCAAAUAUGCUUUCCGAUGUCUUCGUUACGAGACGAAAGGUGCAGCCGCUGAGGAGUGAAGUGGCAUCGAUCAAUACUCACACGCUAUGCUUCAAUGUCAUGGGCGUGCCAUACACGGAUCCUGCGAUGGGGGGGAUCCGGCCGAUUGAGAAGGGAGAAUCCAAACUGCCUGUCUAUGGAGUUGCGUAUCUCCUCACCAUGGAGGACAUGCGCCGUGUUAUCAUCAGUGAAGGGGGCGGAAUAGCCUACGAAACAAGAGCCCUCACUGCAACCCUACAAAACGACGGGACAAGGGUGAAAGUGAUUACUUUAUUGAGCAGACACAGCAUCCCUCGCGAAUACGAAAGGCUUCCUUCUCGGAGAUACAUGGACCUCCUGAUUCGAGGGGCCGCAGAGCAUUCGCUUCCUGCGAAUUAUCAAAAACAACUAGUAUCACACCCUACAUUUCAACCCCUACAGACCUAUCGCUACCGCACUGGGAAGUGGCUAUUCGAUAGCUGUUGGCAGAGGGUUGCAUUCUGGAUCCAACGAGGUAUUCAUAGAUUCAAGGAUAACGAGGGCAAUGUGCCGGGGUGGUUUCUGAUCAUAUUUGACUGUCUUCUCUGGACGAUGUGGGUGUAUCAUGAUUAUAUCCAUAGUGCCAUCUGGGGCAGAGGAGAUGGUCUCGUUUAAGGAUUACGGUGAGUUCCCUUGUUGUUGUUGUUGUUGUUGUAGGUCCCUCUCCGCGAGAGGGUAUGUCUGCCUCACCAUAGCCCUAAACUGGUCGUUCCAUAGCUG